ACAGUUCAAAGACCGAUGGACAUCAAGAACAGACCACGCAUUCCAAUUCCUGACGAGGAUCCCUACAGUAUUGCGAGCUCCAACGCGAACGGGUCGGGAUCCAGCGGCAGCUCUGGGGGGUACGGGCUUGGUAAUGGACACGUCAAUGGCCAUGGAGUGGUGGCCGCCACUAGAGAGCAACUAAUGAUGCAGAUGGGUCAAAGGAGAGGCGAGAAACCCCCCAAUCUACCGCCGAGGGAGAAUGGAUACGGACCUGCUGAUAUUCCCAAGCCUGAUUACGACGAUAUUGAAACAAACGGCCGCGUGCCGGCGCAGUUCCCGCGUGGCAAAUCCGAUAAAGGCAAAGAGAAGAAAUACGAUGACCCCUACUACUGCGGCCUACGCGCACGCGUUCCGAACUUCGUGAAGGCGAACGGGCAAAAAGUUUUGCCGCCGAUGCCCGAGCGCCUCACUCUGAAAGAGGCGCCGGUGCCCAGCAAGCGUUACAGCGUGGCCCACCCGCACCCCGGCCCAUUCCCGCCACACAUGCCAGCGUUUGCCCACGCCCCGAUGCCGCCGGCGGCGUUGUGGCACGCGCGCUCUUACGAGAGCGGAAUCGACGGAGAACACUAUGACCCAUACGCGUUAUACGGCCGCCUGCCCAUGCCUGGACGUGGCUUCCCACCACCACCAGCCCCACACGCACGCCACAUGUUCAUCGGAGAGUGGGAUUAAAGUGCAACACCACAAACACGGCAAUACUACCCGAUAUUAGACUCGAUUUAAGAAUAUUGUCACAUCGAUGUUAGGAAAUAUUAAUGAAACAGUAGCUGUUGUAAAAAAUAUGUAAAUGAUAAUUGACCAAAGACUGAUGUCUUUUUUGAAGCGAAUAUUUGUAGGAAAUCAUAUCGAUGUGACGGUAUUGAAAUUAGAAUUGGUGUAAAUAUUCGUAAUGUUUUAAGUUAUCGCGAAUUUAAAA
This is a messenger RNA of Manduca sexta (tobacco hornworm), 958 nucleotides long. RefSeq lists its product as uncharacterized. The record is from RefSeq and is a predicted model, not a curated record. The transcript has 4 exons. NCBI's taxonomy places the organism in Eukaryota, Metazoa, Arthropoda, Insecta, Lepidoptera, Sphingidae. The annotation marks the transcript as partial.